Messenger RNA from Dendrobium catenatum, 1092 nucleotides. Its product is annotated as ATG8-interacting protein 2. The record is from RefSeq and is a predicted model, not a curated record. The transcript is spliced from 2 exons. Lineage: Eukaryota; Viridiplantae; Streptophyta; Magnoliopsida; Asparagales; Orchidaceae. Bases 112 to 948 code for a protein of 278 amino acids.
AUCUAUCAAAUAAAAAAAAAACCUAAUAUGGAAAGCGAACGCCUGCGUGUUCUUCUCCCAACCUCUUCUGCUACUCCGAUCGCCUGCGAGCUCUGAACGGCUUCCACGACCAUGGAAGACGGCGCCGACCUACAUGAUUGGGAGCUGGUACAUGGCUCCGACCUCACUGAUAACCACAUGGCCGUCGCUGUUCUCGCCGAGGACACGCCGAGCGGCGCCAUCAAGGACGACUACUUCGCCUUCGACUUGGGUAGUAGCCAGCUACCUCAAUCAGAGGAAGAAAGAGACGAGGGCGGCAUCGAUUCUGAUAACCCUAGUAGUGUCGAGCCCGAUUCUGACUCUAAUACGUUUCUGGAAACUUCAAGAGAGCAGUUGGGUAUCGUUGGAAUGACGUCCCCGAUGCGGAAUUCUAGUGGUUUUUUGUCUGAUGAAUCAUCGGAUGGGAAAAGAUCGUUGGCUAACAUCGAUGAAGUGGAACUUGGAAACUUGGAGCAUUCUAUUAUGCAAAUGGGAUCUGAAGAGAGUGAUCCUGCGUGUGAUAAUUUAGGAGAGGAAAAUGAAGGGAGAGAUAAUUCUGAUUCACCGGAUUUGACAGAAAUUGGUGGUGAUGCGGGUGUUACGGAGGGCGAGAAGAGGGAAAAGAUCUGGUGGAAGGUGCCUCUGGGUUUGCUGAAGUAUUUCCUUGUUGGUAUGAGACCUGUUUGGUCAGUAUCUAUAGCUGCUGCCGUUGUUGGGAUUGUUGUGCUAUGGAAGAAGUUAUACAGGAUGAAGCAGAAGAGCCGGAGAAUUUCACUGAAGCUUGCUAUUGAUGACAAGAAGGCUUCCCAGUUAACGGCUCAUUCUACCCGUCUGAACGAAGCUUUCUCAAUGGUCCGUCGCAUGCCCAUUAUCAGGCCUUCUCUUCAAGCUGGUGCUGCCACCCAAUGGGCUGCGCAGCCCCUUAGAUAAGUUCAGGAACUAUUUAGAUAGGGAAAAUGCUCUCUCUUCUAUACGCACUUUUCUGAACGCAUCACUGCGUGGCUGUGCUUUAUUGGUUGAGAUGAUUCUGUAAUUAGUUUGAAGGUUGAACGUCAUCGUUUUACUGCUGUUUAA